AUGAUAAAUAGCCUCUCUCACCAAAAUCCUGAUUCCUCAACACCAAGUGUUGUAGAUUUGGAACAUGGAGAUUUCCUCCAGAAGAAAUUUCAUCACGUUCAAGUUUCCAUGUUUAAGAAUUAUAAUGUGGGAAAUCUUGCUCAUGUGUUAUACAGAAAAAAAAAACUUGGCGAAAGAUCUUGGUUUCAAUGGCUUCUUAUGCAUGAACUUGAUGAAUUUAUGUGCUCUAUACAUGUUGCUGCUGGUGGUGGACACACAGGUUAUUGUUGAUCGUAAUAGGGAUGAGAUGAAGGAAUCGCUUAAGAGGAACGUGAAGAAUUUUCGACAAAAAACAAGAAAUUGCCAAGAUUACCCAUCUAACUAUACUUCGACACUUUUGAUUUUUGUGAUUUGGUUUCAAUUCUUUAAAAUCGAAUAUGAAUUUUUAUUUUGCUAAUCAAAUAUUAAUAUCUAUUUUGUAUUCCAAUGUUAAUGUUUUGUUUUUGGGUUUCAACAUUUAAAUUACAUUUGUGAAUUCUUGUAUGGAAUGACAAUAGAUUCGACACCAACUAC
Molecule: messenger RNA, 552 nt
Organism: Lactuca saligna
Lineage: Eukaryota; Viridiplantae; Streptophyta; Magnoliopsida; Asterales; Asteraceae
Source: the annotation of a GenBank genome assembly